CCAAUGAAAACCGUAUUACAAAUUACGUGGCAAGCAUAAAUCAUUGUGUCAUUUAUAACAUUUAACAUAUUCUCAUUUGCUUAAAUUGCUACGCUCAACGAACAGAGCAAAUUAAAAGUAACAUUGUGCUUUAUUAUACACUAUCAAAUCGUCUUUACUUUACAUGACAUUAAAACAGGUUGAUAUGUACUACAUUUAGAGAAAGGCGUUUGAAACAUCACCUUUGUGUUUCAAAGUGUAACUUUAUUCUGCUACAAUUUAUCUCAAAGGAUAGAUAGACAAAUGAACUAGUUUUGGAUUAGUUGAACAAACUGAUUCCUUCUUGUGUGUUGUGAACCGGAAAACUAAUCAUAUAUUGGCGCGAUAAAUACAUCACGCAUAUCUGACCUUGAAAAGACAUUCAACACGGCUUUACAUGUGAAACUUUUCGCAGCAGAUCUGAUGUUAUGUGAAUUGUAAAUGACAAUAAGUUUGAUUAACGGUCGAGACAUUAUAUGUCUUCAAGUCAAUUUCUAACUUUAUCAGAAAUGUUUUAUAAUUAUUAGAUACUAUCGUUUGGAAAAGUAUUUCAAGGACAAAUAUACUAUUUGAUUAAAUUCAGAGUUACAUAAUUGGAGAGAAAAACAAUAUAUUAGAAAAUACACAAAAUGGUGUCGAUGGCGUUAUGCCUGUUAGAAACUGUGGCAACAAUAGAAACAAUGUUUCAGGUGACUCAACAAUAUGCUUUAUUAUUGGAUAAAACUGUGAUAAAUACAACGCCUGUAAAUGACAAAACAGGGACAGACACAAAGGAUACAAGUGGCGGGAUGCACCGAGCAUCCAUUCAUCACUAUGCAAGACAUGGUCUGUGCCGUACUUUCAAUGGGAAGAAAAAACUCUACAAAGCUUUAAAGUCAAAAUUUUGUCGCACAAAAAUAUCAUUUACGGCAAGUUUCGUGAUUGAAUUAUGUAGACGCAGAGAUGGUAUGCUUGACGAAUUAGUCAGAGAAUUAUUCGACGUGGAUGGAGACGGCUACGUCACGCAUUACGAAAAACAAUUGUAUGAUGCUGUUUAGUGAGGCGAAAAGGUUGGAACACAGAAGUGACUGAUAAGACUGAUAAUUAGCUAACAUGAAUAAUCAAAUGUACAAAACGUUUGAUCGGGUGUGAUUCACUCAGAAGUGAUAAUAACAUUAAAAAUGGAUAACCUGCAUUUAAAUUUCUUCAACAGUUUCGCUUAGGAAAAAGAAAUAUUAAUAUCAGUCAAUAUAAUGAAGUAUGUCGGUAUGAUCAACGGAAACAGAUACUUAAUACCGUUGUACACUGUACAAGUAUGCUACGUUUUUCGUUAUUUUUUUUAAGUUGAAUAUCAUAAUAAACAUAAGCCUAAGGGUGUUUAUUAAUCAAGAUCGAACAUUUGUUAAUAAGAAUGGUUGCAUAAAAAAGUAUGUUCACAUUAUUUGUUAAAUGUUGUAUGUUAAAAAG
Molecule: messenger RNA, 1464 nt
Organism: Ruditapes philippinarum (Manila clam)
Lineage: Eukaryota; Metazoa; Mollusca; Bivalvia; Venerida; Veneridae
Exons: 5
Coding region: 648-1055 (135 amino acids)
Source: RefSeq, a predicted model, not a curated record